Molecule: messenger RNA, 3120 nt
Organism: Galleria mellonella (greater wax moth)
Lineage: Eukaryota; Metazoa; Arthropoda; Insecta; Lepidoptera; Pyralidae
Product: metacaspase-2-like
Exons: 8
Coding region: 1-2574 (857 amino acids)
Source: RefSeq, a predicted model, not a curated record
AUGAGUUGUGAUGAACAAGUACGUCACAUUUCUCAAAAAUACGCAAUGGCUGUAGCAAUAGCUGUUAUAAAUACAAAACCUGCAGAUAAAACAUUAGAACAGCAUAUAGAAGAUAUAAAAACUAAUAUAAACAAUGAAGAAAUGAUAAUGGAAGAUUUAGAUAUCACAAUAUGCAGCGAUGACUUCAAUUUUAAUGAUAAUAAUGAAAAUGAUAUCAUUAAUGAGGCUAACGAUGAAAAUAAUGAUGAUCGUGGAUUUAAUGAUUGUGAAGUGCAAGAUAGUAUUACUGUAUAUAAAAUUAUUGAUGAUUGCGUAGAGAACAAUGAUGAAAAUAAUGACACGUUAAAUAAUCAAUCCUCUGAGGUUCUAGGUGUAUUAGAAGAUGUAAAUGAUAGGGCUCAUAAAGUGGUAAAUCAUAGUAAAUACGAUUAUUACAAUGGAAUUUUAACACAACCGACGACUUGCAAUAGUUCUCAAGACAAUUCGGAAUUUGUCGAUAUCGAUGAAACAUUUUGUAAAAGUGCAGCGUGCACUCAAGAUCGGUAUGAAAUGUACAAAAAUCAGUCGGAACAUAAUAACGAAACAUCAAAAGUACAAAAACAUAAAGAAACAGUGAAAACAAAUGAUCAUAACAGACUCGACUGCCAGGCUACAGAAAUUUACACCGUAUGUGGUUUCACAAACAAACCAGAUGCAAUCUAUUUAAAUUUAAAAGAUAAUUCUAGAGUUGACGAAUGUAAUAACAAUUUGACCAUUGAUUCGCAAUUAACAGAAAUAUACAGCGUGCAUGGUUUUACAGAAAAUAGGAAUAGCAAUAUAAGAAAUAUUGAACUCGUUACUUCUGAUACUAGAACGAACAUUGAUAAAGAUCCUAAUUUUGAUAAUCAGAGUACUGCAGUUUAUAAUGUUUGUGGUUUCACAGAAAACUACAGUCAUAUUGGUCCAAGUCAAGAUUGGAUUGUUAUACCAGAUAAAUAUGUUAAAGGCAACAAAAUACCAAUAAAUAUUAACGGUAAUGAAAUUAAUUGUAACAAAGAUGAUGUAUUAGCCAAUGAUUUAGACAAACAAAAUGUUGAAUUGAAAUCUCAAGACAGUGUAGUAAUAAAAAAUGUUAUUAUUGACAAUGCAAUAGCAAAUAAAACAGAUACUUCUAUUUUAAAUGAAGUUUCUCACGUAAUUAAUGUAAAUACAAUGAAAAUAUUCGAUGAGAACUCUCAAAGUAUGUUAGUUACACAAAAUUUAGUUAACGAUAAUAAAACAAAUACAAAUGGUGAAAUAUCCUUAGAACCAUCUAUGAAUAUGGUUAAAGACGAUCAUAUUAUGCUAGAAGAAUUGACAGAAUCACAAGCAGAAUUGAUCCCUUUUAAAGUUAUAGAAGAAUUGAAUAGAAUAAAGAUGUAUUUGAAUAAAGGAGUCGAAAGAGGAAUAAGCAAUGAUGGUUCAGUCGACUCUGCGUACAAGAGUGAUUCCCAAAGUCGAAGCUGUAGGAGUGGUGAGCUUGAAAGCGAUACUUAUUUAUUUUAUUGGCUGUACACUAAUUUUAGAUCUGAUUGGUGUGUAAAGAUGGGUGAAUAUCCGGUUACCACUUUCCAUCAGGCGGACCGUCAGCUUGUUUGUCAUUCUAAGUUGCGUAAAAAAUUAAUACAUACAUACUUUAUACAUACAUAUCUGUCACGCCUGUCUCCCAUUAGGGUAGGCAGAAACAAUGGAACGCCAAAUGCUUCGAUUCAAACAAACCUCUUUCGCUCCUUCCACAUUCAUCAAUCUUUUCAUACACGCUCGCCGGUUACGGGUACUUUUGAUUUGGCCCUUCUUCAGCACGUCGCCUAUUUGGUCGACAUACGUCCGUCAAAAUUAAUAUUUGUUUAUUUUCCAGCCCUACAGUUAUCGGGCAAUUGGACGAAUCAAUCAGCUUACUGCUUGUAUGAAUAUAUAACGCGGUGCCCCCUAGUGGAGAGCACUAAACAAAUCACCGAAGAAAUAUCACGGGUUUUGGGUCAGCUAAUAGAUAAACUUCAUACAGAAGAGGCAUAUCCACAAUUCUUAGAAGAAUUAUUAGAAUAUAUCAACGAGUUACUGAAAGGAUUAUACUUUGACGAGAACGGGCUGUUGAAAAAAGACGAAAACAUUCACCGUCUCUUUCUCUUUAACAAAUCCGUACACAUAUUAAGGUACACCAUGGAAAAAAUUACAAACAUAUUAGAAAAAAUACAUUCAAGUUUCACGCAAGAGGAACCGCGUGAACUAACUAACAUCGUCGAAACAGAAAACGUGCCGUAUAUUUUUCACACACUAGAAAUAAUACUGAAACGAUAUUUAAAAUCGAAAGACACGUCCGAAGAUAACUCACAGAAAUCCCAAGAUAUAUCGCUCAGAAGGAGCGACAUAACCGAUAUAUGGAGACGAAAGUGGAAUCCCGGUUACAAAGACCGGAAACUCGUGGGUAGUCAAGAGAAGACGUGUCCAGUGAGCAGAUGUGGCGAGGUAUUGAAUAAGAUUGUCGUGGAUUGCAUGAACGGGUAUAGUUUGGUUGCUUACUCUGCGUUGCAGUGUUUUAAUUUGUUGCAAUUAUAAAAAAAAAAAAAAAAAAAACUAGCAACCCGUCCAGAUUUCACACUAAAGAUAGGUAAUAUCCGGUAACUAGGGGGAAAAGGGAUUGUUAGUAAUGGGGUCUAAAUGCCCCAUUGCAGUACACCCUAUCAGGUUGACCUCCUCGCGGUUCCCCCUGGAAACCAUCGUGUUCUAUUUAAAGUGAAUUCAUCACGAUGGGCUAACUGACCUACCGUUUCAUCCUCACCUAUUAUCCCUCACUGGUGCCCCGCCAACGUAUACAGAUAGCGCAGGCGGGGUUACCAAUCCAUUAUCAUACAUUUAGGAAAAUAUCCGAUACUAGGAGGAGACUUCGUGCAAAAGUCGUUUGCUUGCGUACCUCUGUCCCAUUCGUGUUACAACCGUGAAGCAGUUGUGUUCGCAUGGCUGUGUUUCGGUUUGAAGGGUGGGAUAUGGCGUGAAUUUACAGGGUAUAGAGGAAUAACACCUGAGUCCUCAGGAAUGGCAACGCUUGGGGGUAUCAUGGGCGAAACAGUAUACUCUGUUAUGUCCAUGGUACUGCUCAUGUGU